ACAAUGCACCGCUUACAUCUGCCGAACAGCGGAGGGAGGGAGGGACGAGGAGGAGAAGAGCCGGAACAGCCGCUCGAGGAGCCUACAAACAAACAAACCGGGGGAUUAUAACGGUUUAUAACGGUUUAUAACGGGUUAUAACACCAGAAUACAGCGUGUGUGUUGUUUUAAUUAUAUUUUAUAAGGUGAGAGGAGAGUUCAGGCCUGAUGCGGCGGUGAUAUCCACUCGUAGCGGCAGCUUUUAGCCGGUUAGCUGGUGUUGACUGACGGGGAGAGCUGUGUGGAUGAGCACCACCCCCAAAAAACACCAACAGACAAAGGAAAUAUUCAAAGUUACAUCGCUGGAAAUCAGUUUUUUUUUUUACAUAGAGAACUGUAAAUAGCUCCAGCUAACACAAUGAGCUCCGAAGAGACCGCAGCCUCCACCAAACCGGCUCCGGAGGACGAUGGCAUGACAUGGUGGUACCGAUGGCUCUGCAAGACAGCCGGGGUCCUGGGAGGAGUGUCCUGCGCCGUCUCAGGAGUCUGGAACUGCGUCACUGUGAACCCUUUAAACAUCGCCGCCGGAGUAUGGAUGGUGUUGAAUGCCUUCGUGCUGUUCCUGUGUGAAGUCCCGUUCUGCUGCCAGUUCAUAGAGUUUGCUAACGCAGUGGCAGCCCGCGCAGACAAACUCAAGCCUUGGCAGAAAGCCUUCUUCUACUGCGGGAUGGCUCUGUUUCCAGUCUUCUUGAGUUUCUCCAUUACAACCUUGUUUGGAAACGCCAUCGCCUUCGCUACAGGAGUUCUGUACGGCCUGGCAUCUUUAGGCAAAAAGGGAGACGCUGUGACUUACGCCAGACUGCAGCAUCAGAAACAGGGGGAUGAAGAGAGGAUGACAGGAACCACAAACGGGGCUCCAGAGUGAGCCCUCCUCCUCUUCCUCUUUUUUUUUUUCCCUUCGGUUCUUACAGAUGAAUCUUUCUCCAAGUCCUCCAUCCAUCCUACCUCCUCCUCCAUGCUCCUUCCCUCUCCCAUCCCUCCAUAACAUCGAUACUGAGUUUAUUUAUUUACUUAAACUGCUGCAUUAUUAUCGUCCUGACCUAAUAGUAUCCAAACAGAUUGAUGUUGGAUCCAGUCCAUUGUUUGGUACCUGCCGUGUAAAUGGGAUCUGUCAUGUUUUGUUUUUAUGUUUUUACUUAUGGGUUGUAUUAAUCUGUUCUCCUUUGUUGCUGUUGACAGUGUUGAGCCCUGUUUUUUGCAGGAAAACAUGUGAGGUACUGUACUGUCUUUGUAGCCCCAAGAGCCUUUUCAGAAAAUCUGAAUAGAAAUUAAUGUGAUUGUAAAAUGUACAUAACUGACUCGAGGUUAUCCGGUAUGACUCUGAGGCUGCGAUUCAGAGCUGUGUGAUGUUUAAGGACAAUUGAAAUGAUGCGUGUCAUCCAAAUGUCAGCUCCACCUUAGUGUCAUCAUGUUUAGGCAGCGUGGAUACAAUUGGAAGAAACUACUUGAAGCACUGAAUGUAUACAUUUUUCAUAGAAGAGAAGCUCACAGUGAAAACUAGUGCAAGAAAAAUCUAUUUCCAUUUAUGAUCUUAUUAACUUCUCAGCCAUUAGAGACAAGCAUCAGAUUUAAGUCUGUGUUAGAUUUAAGCAAGUGUAUGAUGAGGGAAAAUUGGAUUUUUUAUUGAAUUAGUUUGAUUUCAUAACCAAUGAACUGGAAAUAUAUAGACUUCAUCUUCUUCUGAGUCAACCAGACUUUCAUAAAGUAUUGAGCAUCCCACCCACUGCACUCCCACGGCUCUGAACUGCAGCCCCGAUGCAUUUUUUAAACACAGAUAGACAUGGAUAUUUUUAACAUUGGGGAAUGUAUCUGGUAUACCCAAAGAUAAAGUCUUCAUUUUUUCUUUGUUUUAUACUUUCAUAUAUUCAUUUUUUCUUUCUCAGUUGGUUUAAGCUCAGACGUGGCAUUCCUGCACUAAACGUUUGGUAGCACGGACUCUGGUUUCUUUAAAAAGCUUUCGGUGCACGGGACGGCUCGUUCACGUACAAGCUUCCUCGCGAUCGAGCAGCCGGUAGCAGAUUUUGUGGUGCGUUAUGUGGAAUGUCCUCCUUUUUGAAACGUGUACCUAUUAUUAUUUUUUGUUUGUUUUCGAGUCUGUCUCUGAAUAUCCGUUGUAUUUAUUAUAAGUCUUAAUUAGAACACUCUACCAAAACCCAUUAAAGCUUAAUGAGGGGAAGUGUCUUGAUUCAGGGACUAAUUGGUCUGUAUCCCACACAGUUAUCAGAGCCAUGGUUUGCCUUUGUCACUCACAUGAGGUAUACAGUGAGGUAUACAAUGUGCGUUUUGUGUUGUUUCGUUGCCUUGCCUCUGUCGUGUCAUUGGUAAUAAGGAUGCUUUUGGAAUAAUUGUUUACACGUACUUCUUACAGCUGUUUCUAUCUUCUGUCUGUUACUGGCUGGUCAGUGACUGAGUGGAUUAUUAGCACAUUCAUCACCACCAGCUCUCAGGUAUCAUACUUCAUGCACAGAUACAAAGUAGUUUAUGCGUAUAUCAUAGAUGUACGGUAACUAGGAAACACUAAGCAUGACUAUGAAAGUAUCGUCCGAGCAUUUGUGAAACGUUUCAGACACACACAAGCGAGUGUUCACGAGUGAUUAAACACUACACACACACACACCAGCAGUAUGCUCCGGUCCUACACUGCACAGUCUUACACUACAGGUUAAAAAAAGAACAAAAACACUCGUCUCCUCGUCCUGCAGCCGUCCAGCUUUAUUUUUAUUGCGGUGACACACACAUCCAGUGAUGAUAAUUUGAUUGAUUUUACAUUACAAGUGUUUGAGUGCAUAUUUUGCUGUAAGGGAUAUGUGUAAAAUGUGUGUUGUGAUGUGAAUCCUGAUCCUGUCAGCAAUUAGUGAAUUAAACAAACUUGCUACUACUA
Messenger RNA from Larimichthys crocea (large yellow croaker), 2920 nucleotides. It is a transcript of the gene cacfd1, whose product is annotated as calcium channel flower domain containing 1. NCBI's taxonomy places the organism in Eukaryota, Metazoa, Chordata, Actinopteri, Sciaenidae. The transcript is spliced from 5 exons. Gene Ontology annotation, cellular component: membrane. The coding region runs from base 398 to 904 and encodes 168 amino acids. Gene Ontology annotation, biological process: vesicle-mediated transport. The record is from RefSeq and is a predicted model, not a curated record.